GAGUGUGUAUUUUUCUUUAAAUUUCAUCAGACCACAAUUGAUGAAGAAGAGGUUGAAAGACUGAGCAGACCAACAAGUGACUGGUGGAGGCUAAAUGGGGACUUUGCUGCUCUUCAUUCCAUGAAUAAACUUAGAGUCUCUUUCAUCAAAAAUUCUCUUGAUCAUCUACAUAGCCAAAAUAGUACCCUAUCAAAACCUCUUGGUGGGUUUAGAAUACUGGAUGUUGGCUGUGGUGGUGGUAUUCUAUCUGAGGUAAGUUCUUUCAAACCAAUCAAACUGUUUUUAGAUGAAGCUUAACCUAUUCACCCCUGAACCACCCAUAACCACCUGUGGACAUCCAGGUCCCUUCUUCCACCUGUGAUGUCAUCAGUUUUUAAUAACGGUUAAGGAUAACUUUGUCCGCUAACUCAAGCAGGGUGAAGAGAUCUUUCAUACCAUGCCAGAACAAGCAUGAAUCAGUGGAGGAGAUCAGAGAAAAAGGCAAAAAUACAGAACAUUGACCUGAGAAUUUCCAUGAAAGUCUUGUUUCACAACAUUUACCCACCUACUAUGGUACCUUUCCUUUCUCUAAUGCCAAGUUCCUAAAAGUUUUCCCAAAAACGUUUCCACCAAAAUGAAGCCUACUAAAUACCCAGCAAAAUAAAAAAAAUGAGGCAAGAAAAGGAAGAGAUUAAGAGGGGAGAAGUUUGCAGGGUAAGAGAAAUACCUUCAUUUUCUCAGUUUCCAGUAUUUUAAGACCCUGAGUAUUGGUACAGCUUUGGAAAUCGAUCCAUACCUCCUGCCCUGCAGUCGAGUGCUCUACCGACUGAGUUGAAAAUAUAUAUUUAAUAUUUUAAUGUUUUUAAUUCUUAACAGCCACUUGCAAGACUUGGAGCAGAAGUAACAGGAGUUGAUGCUUCUGCACGUAAUAUUCACGCAGCAUUGAGACAUGCAUCACAUGAUCCAAUGGUGGCUGACAGAGUACAGUACCAAUGUUCAACAGUGGAGGAACUCGCUGACAAGGAACCAGAAUCAUUUGACUGUGUUGUUGCUUCAGAAGUUAUCGAACAUGUAACAGAUAAAGACACCUUUAUUUCUGCUAGUUCACAGCUGAUCAAGGUGGGUUAAAAGGGAUCCAGUCCUGGGGGGAGCUGCAGCCAUACUUUUAUACAAUUUAUUACUAUCAUCUUAUUUAGGAGUGUGUAUUGAAGGGAGGUGCAAAAAGGUACAUGUACAAAGGUACUAAAUAAAAAUUUUGCUUACUAUGUGAAAUUGCCCAUGUACAUAUUUAUUAUUAAGAAAGUUAGAGCAAAGUCCCUCUGUUUUGUGUUUCAGAUUAAACUGGUGCCGGUACAGGUGCCUACUAUCACCUGCAGGCUUAUUGUGCCUUGCUUGUUAAAAAAAAAUACAAAUGUAACUGGUUUUAUCUAACUGACAAUCUAGAGACAAUACAUGUGCAAGUAUGAGGAAGCUUUAUAGUUAAGAGUGUUAGCUCACGUAUUUGUUGUAGUUAUAAAUUUUUUUAUCUCAGGUAAUUUUUAUUUUUCCUUUGUUUCAACUUCAUUAUACCAUACCCAAAAACAAAAGAAAAAGAAAAAUUACCCAAGAUAAAAAAUUAACUACAACAUAUAAGUCAAACGGCAAAUGCGAAUUUUUACCACAUGCUUUUUAUCCAAGAGAACUGUUUUGAGCUGUUUUUAUCUGCUUAUUUUCUAUCUUGAGAAAUUCUCAACUUGAGUCUGACGUUUGCUGAUUAUGUUACAGGGAAAAUUUGAUUACAGGUUAAAUUUGUUUAACCUAGGUAUGUUGAUUCUCAAUUUCCCUAACUAUUCAUGAAUUAGGGCUAGGAAACAAAGGAAAUUGAGAAUCAACCUAGGUUAAAUCAAAAUGAACCUGAAAUCAAAUUGACUGUAACACACAUUUCUCUUCUAUUUCUUAAAUCGCUGUUGGCCAGCUAAUGUUUCAUAACAAGUUAGUGCUGACCAAAUUUUGAAAGAUUAUUGUACAUUUUAUUAUUGUUCAGCAACUUUAAGCUAAAACUCUCAAAUAAUACAAAAUGUUUUAUUUACGCAUUAUUAAUGUUUUCAUUAAUAAAAGUCCCUUUGAACCAAGUCAGGAGGGGGGAGGCAUAACAGAUAUCUAACAUGUAACUUUUAUUGGAGGGUUGACAAUACAAUGAAGGGAAUUCAAGGGGAAUUAAGGGGAUCUUUAGCUUACUAGGUGGUUUGUUUUACCAUUACUGGCCAUGUGUUUUCACUCAAGAGAACUGUUUCUUUUUAGUUUCCUGUCAUUCAAUAGCCUGAAUUUCAUCCGAUUGCUUCGAGUCGUUUUCUCCCGCCUGAAAUUCAGGCUAGGCAUGACCAACAUUAGGAGACCAAACCACACAAUUAAAUACAUUGCUGCGAGAAACUUAAGGUCUAUUUUUUAUUGAUUUUUAUAUUUUGUUACUUUUCUGCCAUGAUAUACACAGCCAGGAGGUUCACUGGUGAUAACAACAAUCAACCAAACAGCUCUGUCAUAUGCUGCAGCCAUUGUAGGAGCAGAGUACAUUCUUAGACUAGUAACACCUGGAACUCAUGAUUGGAACAAGUUUGUUACAGUUGAAGUUCUGAUUGACCUCAUCUCACUAUGUAAGUUACCCUGCACAUGAUACGCACUGUGGCAGUGCGGUUUGAAGCUUAGGAUUUUAUGGCUAUUUAACGUUAUAAUAAAUUAUUCUUAACUGUAGUCAAAGCAAGAAAUUUGCAAAAACUGAGAAAAAUACAGUGGAAGCUGUCCAAAAAAGCCCCCAUGGGGACAGUACGCAUCUGCCAGGACAAAAUGAUUCCAUUGAUACAUGACUUUCAACUGAAUAAUAAAGUGUAAUAAAAAAAGCCUGGGAUAACAGAAAUGUGCCAUUAUUCACCCCUGAACCUCUGCCAAGGUACACGUAAUUUCUUUUGUUUUAUUUGCCCAAGCCUUGGAGCUACAGUGUGAGUAUAAAUCUAGUGGGGGUGGAAAGUCUACUAUAUUUAAAAAUACUUUUAUUGUGGUCACAGUCAUCCUUAAUUUCAUGCAAUACUAUUUUUACAAUUUUUUCAAUCAUCAAACAAAAAUGGAAGAGUACAUAUAAGGCCUUACAGUAAAAAUCUUCAUUAAAUUUACAUGAAUUUUGACACAAACAAAGGACUUGAUCAGCAACAACCAACGUAUGUGUGUACACUUAAAUCUCAAACUAAUUUGUGUUACUUGGUUCACGAGCGCAUGCAACCAUUUUGUCUAGCUCUGAAUCGAAAGGCUGGAAAAAAGCAGCUGGAAUAUGUGCUGUACCAGUAGUUGAUUACUAGAUGAAAACCUGGGCUGAGUUGCUCAAAGCAUGGUUAGCUUUAACAAUUGGUUAAGCAGUAUCAAAACCAAUACGUUGUUAAGGUAUUAAACGGUGGUUAACGCUAACCAUGCAUCGAGCAACUGGGCCCUGGAUGUUAGAAACAUUCCAUACUCUAGGACAAUUGGCUAUUUUUAGGCUGCAUGACUAGGUCAGUGUUGAGUUGAAUAACACUGAGGGACUGUUUUGGGGGACAAAUUUAAUAUUACACAUCAUCAGUGAUCAUAGGCCAAAUCCGUAUAUACUUGAGUGCUAUCCUCCCCAAACAACCUCAACCUCUGCUAAAUGGGGACUUUGCUGCUCUUCAUUCCAUGAAUAAACUUAGAGUCUCUUUCAUCAAAAAUUCUCUUGAUCAUCUACAUAGCCAAAAUAGUACCCUAUCAAAACCUCUUGGUGGGUUUAGAAUACUGGAUGUUGGCUGUGGUGGUGGUAUUUUAUCUGAGGUAAGUUCUUUCAAAACCAAUCAAACUAUUUUUAGAUGAAGCUUAACCUAUUCACCCCUGAACCACCCAUAACCACCUGUGGACAUCCAGGUCCCUUCUUCCACCUGUGAUGUCAUCAGUUUUUAAUAACGGUUAAGGAUAACUUUGUCCGCUAACUCGAGCAGGGUGAAGAGAUCUUUCAUACCAUGCCAGAACAAGCAUGAAUCAGUGGAGGAGAUCAGAGAAAAAGGCAAAAAUACAGAACAUUGACCUGAGAAUUUCCAUGAAAGUCUUGUUUCACAACAUUUACCCACCUACUAGGGUACCUUUCCUUUCUCUAAUGCCAAGUUCCUAAAAGUUUUCCCAAAAACGUUUCCACCAAAAUGAAGCCUACUAAAUACCCAGCAAAAUAAAAAAAAUGAGGCAAGAAAAGGAAGAGAUUAAGAGGGGAGAAGUUUGCAGGGUAAGAGAAAUACCUUCAUUUUCUCAGUUUCCAGUAUUUUAAGACCCUGAGUAUUGGUACAGCUUUGGAAAUCGAUCCAUACCUCCUGCCCUGCAGUCGAGUGCUCUACCGACUGAGUUGAAAAUAUAUAUUUAAUAUUUUAAUGUUUUUAAUUCUUAACAGCCACUUGCAAGACUUGGAGCAGAAGUAACAGGAGUUGAUGCUUCUGCACGUAAUAUUCACGCAGCAUUGAGACAUGCAUCACAUGAUCCAAUGGUGGCUGACAGAGUACAGUACCAAUGUUCAACAGUGGAGGAACUCGCUGACAAGGAACCAGAAUCAUUUGACUGUGUUGUUGCUUCAGAAGUUAUCGAACAUGUAACAGAUAAAGACACCUUUAUUUCUGCUAGUUCACAGCUGAUCAAGGUGGGUUAAAAGGGAUCCAGUCCUGGGGGGAGCUGCAGCCAUACUUUUAUACAAUUUAUUACUAUCAUCUUAUUUAGGAGUGUGUAUUGAAGGGAGGUGCAAAAAGGUACAUGUACAAAGGUACUAAAUAAAAAUUUUGCUUACUAUGUGAAAUUGCCCAUGUACAUAUUUAUUAUUAAGAAAGUUAGAGCAAAGUCCCUCUGUUUUGUGUUUCAGAUUAAACUGGUGCUGGUACAGGUGCCUACUAUCACCUGCAGGCUUAUUGUGCCUUGCUUGUUAAAAAAAAAUACAAAUGUAACUGGUUUUAUCUAACUGACAAUCUAGAAACAAUACAUGUGCAAGUAUGAGGAAGCUUUAUAGUAAAGAGUGUUAGCUCACGUAUUUGUUGUAGUUAUAAAUUUUUUUUUCUCAGGUAAUUUUUAUUUUUCCUUUGUUUCAACUUCAUUAUACCAUACCCAAAAACAAAAUAAAAAUAAAAAUUACCCAAGAUAAAAAAUUAACUACAACAUUUAAGUCAAACGGCAAACACGAAUUUUUACAACAUGCUUUUUAUCCAAGAGAACUGUUUUGAGCUGUUUUUAUCUGCUUAUUUUCUAUCUUGAGAAAUUCUCAACUUGAGUCUGACGUUUGCUGAUUAUGUUACAGGUAAAAUUUGAUUUCAGGUUAAAUUUGUUUAACCUAGGUAUGUUGAUUCUCAAUUUCCCUAACUAUUCAUGAAUUAGGGCUAGGAAACAAAGGAAAUUGAGAAUCAAACUAGGUUAAAUCAAAAUGAACCUGAAAUCAAAUUGACUGUAACACACAUUUCUCUUCUAUUUCUUAAAUCGCUGUUGGCCAGCUAAUGUUUCAUAACAAGUUAGUGCUGACCAAAUUUUGAAAGAUUAUUGUACAUUUUAUUAUUGUUCAGCAACUUUAAGCUAAAACUCUCAAAUAAUACAAAAUGUUUUAUUUACGCAUUAUUAAUGUUUUCAUUAAUAAAAGUCCCUUUGAACCAAGUCAGGAGGGGGGAGGCAUAACAGAUAUCUAACAUGUAACUUUUAUUGGAGGGUUGACAAUACAAUGAAGGGAAUUCAAGGGGAAUUAAGGGGAUCUUUAGCUUACUAGGUGGUUUGUUUUACCAUUACUGGCCAUGUGUUUUCACUCAAGAGAACUGUUUCUUUUUAGUUUCCUGUCAUUCAAUAGCCUGAAUUUCAUCCGAUUGCUUCGAGUCGUUUUCUCCCGCCUGAAAUUCAGGCUAGGCAUGACCAACAUUAGGAGACCAAACCACACAAUUAAAUACAUUGCUGCGAGAAACUUAAGGUCUAUUUUUUAUUGAUUUUUAUAUUUUGUUACUUUUCUGCCAUGAUAUACACAGCCAGGAGGUUCACUGGUGAUAACAACAAUCAACCAAACAGCUCUGUCAUAUGCUGCAGCCAUUGUAGGAGCAGAGUACAUUCUUAGACUAGUAACACCUGGAACUCAUGAUUGGAACAAGUUUGUUACAGUUGAAGUUCUGAUUGACCUCAUCUCACUAUGUAAGUUACCCUGCACAUGAUACGCACUGUGGCAGUGCGGUUUGAAGCUUAGGAUUUUAUGGCUAUUUAACGUUAUAAUAAAUUAUUCUUAACUGUAGUCAAAGCAAGAAAUUUGCAAAAACUGAGAAAAAUACAGUGGAAGCUGUCCAAAAAAGCCCCCAUGGGGACAGUACGCAUCUGCCAGGACAAAAUGAUUCCAUUGAUACAUGACUUUCAACUGAAUAAUAAAGUGUAAUAAAAAAAGCCUGGGAUAACAGAAAUGUGCCAUUAUUCACCCCUGAACCUCUGCCAAGGUACACGUAAUUUCUUUUGUUUUAUUUGCCCAAGCCUUGGAGCUACAGUGUGAGUAUAAAUCUAGUGGGGGUGGAAAGUCUACUAUAUUUAAAAAUACUUUUAUUGUGGUCACAGUCAUCCUUAAUUUCAUGCAAUACUAUUUUUACAAUUUUUUCAAUCAUCAAACAAAAAUGGAAGAGUACAUAUAAGGCCUUACAGUAAAAAUCUUCAUUAAAUUUACAUGAAUUUUGACACAAACAAAGGACUUGAUCAGCAACAACCAACGUAUGUGUGUACACUUAAAUCUCAAACUAAUUUGUGUUACUUGGUUCACGAGCGCAUGCAACCAUUUUGUCUAGCUCUGAAUCGAAAGGCUGGAAAAAAGCAGCUGGAAUAUGUGCUGUACCAGUAGUUGAUUACUAGAUGAAAACCUGGGCUGAGUUGCUCAAAGCAUGGUUAGCUUUAACAAUUGGUUAAGCAGUAUCAAAACCAAUACGUUGUUAAGGUAUUAAACGGUGGUUAACGCUAACCAUGCAUCGAGCAACUGGGCCCUGGAUGUUAGAAACAUUCCAUACUCUAGGACAAUUGGCUAUUUUUAGGCUGCAUGACUAGGUCAGUGUUGAGUUGAAUAACACUGAGGGACUGUUUUGGGGGACAAAUUUAAUAUUACACAUCAUCAGUGAUCAUAGGCCAAAUCCGUAUAUACUUGAGUGCUAUCCUCCCCAAACAACCUCAACCUCAAUGAUGCCGUACAGUGUACCUACUUAACAUCCUUAAGUUUGUUUAGAAAUGUUUUUUGGAAAUUAAAGUGUUGACAACACUUUCACAAAAUUAAAUGCCAUUUUUUAAUUUCCCUUCUCUAGCCAUGAAAAACUGACUUGCUAAAAUAAAAAAUAAGUUCGUUAAUAAGGUACAACCUCACCAGUAUAAUUUCAAAACAUAUCUAAUUAAUUCCAUAAUUCAACAGAGGUUGGCACUGCCAAGUACAGUGUUUUUUUGAAAACAAGAAUAAAUAAAAAAAAAGUUAGUGAGGAUUAUUUUUAACCAUUUUUUUCUUUUCACACCUUUUUCUUGUAGAUGGUUUAGAAGUCACAGAAGUCAAAGGAAUGUUUUACUUGCCAGUCUUUAACAAAUGGUGUUGGAUUGAAGACACAAGUGUGAACUUUGCCUUGAAUGCAAUUAAACCAAACAUAUCUGUAACACCACCGGAAGUGACACUAGAUACACAAACAAACGAGACUAACACAUGA
This is a messenger RNA of Porites evermanni, 7667 nucleotides long. The record is from the annotation of a GenBank genome assembly. Lineage: Eukaryota; Metazoa; Cnidaria; Anthozoa; Scleractinia; Poritidae.